UUGAAGUGUGCAUGGCUGCUUUCUCGUCUCCUUUCUCGUCUCUAGCUGAUUUGACAGACAUCACCCUACCUUUACCGGUUUCAGCUUCAACACUUCAGCGUUAUCGUCGUCCUGUUCAUGAGCACGAAUACAACUGAAGAAAGAGGAGAGGGAGAGGAGAGGAGAGGAGAGGAGGGGGUGAUCCACUGUUCUUUACAGUCACAGAUACGAUUCUAAACCUCCCUGUUUCCAGGGAGACGGGGCUCCAGAAGCGUUUGGUUCUUUCAUCUCCAGCAGCAUCGCAGGAUUUGCAAGAAGGUUAACGUACACAGAUCUCUAGGCUGACUGGAAGGCAAAGACAAAAGCAAAACAAAAAAAAAUACUAAAUAUGUAACACCGUCUGUGAACAGGAAAACAAGAAAAAGGAAAAGCGAAACAUUUCAGCAACUGGACGGGCUUGCAAUGUGUUUUCUUUUUAAGAUCGCUUUUUUAUAUUGCAUCUGCGAAUUACAUUGAUAACUGCCUCCUUCGAUCCUUUGAACAGUGGAUCGAUAAAGGAAACCAUUACGAAAACAAAAACAUUUUUAAAAUAGAUACAGUAGUAAACAGAACAGUGACAAUAACAUAUAAAAUACGUUUUUUUUUUUUUUUAUUGGAUCGGGAGUUCCAAGAUGCAGAGGGUAUUAGCAUCUGCACGGAUUAGUGGUGCAUUUCUAACGGGAUUAUGGAUUACCUGUGGAUUAGUCAUCCCAGAAUAAUUGUGUAAAUAAAUACAGACACUAGAGUAACAGUAAUUGCCAAAUCAGGAACGAAGCAUAACUACAACCCCACAGAAGACUUAAAGCAAUACAAUCCUACUUUGCUUGUCGGCAGACUACAUCUCCAGAGCCCUGCGCUCCUUCAAGACCAUGGCAGUGAGUGCAGUGUGAGGGAAUGGGAAGUGUCAAGGACUCCAGUGUUAGCUCUCAGAUACAGAUCAGCCCUGGACCGGUGAUGGAGGACUCCAUAGCGGCUGAGCCUGGAAGCAACCCCCCCUGCCACGGCCAGCAAGAGUGUGCGAGCUGUGAAGCUACCUCAAGCUGUGGUCCCCCUCAAUCCGACGUCUGUUCCACAAGCUGCUACCAAGAUGCCAAGAGCUGCUGCCAGCCAGAAACGACUGUGAAGAGGCCCAUCUGCCCAGGAGAGACUUCUAAUGUGAGCAAGGAGCAGUGUGAGUAUUUACCUCCUGGAGGACCCAGUGCAGCACUCUGUGUUAACGCAGAGCCUGAACCACUAUUGAAAGACAUAUCAGUUAAGGUGGUAACAGUGACAGAUGUUCUUAAUAUUGAGAGUGAUUGUUCAGUGGCGUCAGGCAAUCAGGGAGCAGUGAUGGGUACUUUGAACCGGUUCAGUGAUGUGGAUACUAACCAAGACUGUGACAGAGUGACGGCAGACAAUCAAACGGAAAAGCAGGGGAUGGGAGUGAGUGCAACCCUUCGUCAGGAUCUCAACCUGAAAGUGUCCGAUCAUGAACCUAGAGAGUCAAUCAAGGAUGAAGUAAUUCAAGAGACAUCACUGUCACAACCCUGCAAGGUGGAGAAGCCGUCUUUAGAUACAUCUGGAGAUCUUGUUCAACUGAAGGGGUCUUCUAAUGACUUGCUAGAUGAUUCCAAAGUCAUUACAAACACAGGAGCAAUAAAAAGCAAAGAUUUAAGCCUCAAAGAGGCUACCAAUCAGUCAGAUUUCAGGGCUGAAAAGCCUAACCGGGAUUCCUCAUUGCAUGAAGACAAACAGAAAUCUAGCAUGGAAUCUACAGCUGAUCCAGGCUUACAAGAAACCAGUAAAGGAGAUACACAGGUAAAAGAAAUAAAGGAGGUGCCAUCUCCAAACAAGAAGGUCUAUCAGUUCCAUCAGGAGAAGCUUGUGAAACACCCCCAGCCCACAGGCAACCGUGAAACCCAAGAGCCACCUACUGUGGUUUCAGGUCCUGCAAGUAAUGCAUAUACUGAGACUAGAGACCAAAACAUGAAGCAAUCUGGAGAGUUGACAAUAACAUCACAUGCUACUUUGGAGGUCUGCGGCACCAUUCAAGAAACUACCAAGCCCUUACAAGUAGAAACACAUGAUCAAAAAAACGCUUUGUGUAACGGAGGACAAAAGGAGCUCCGGCAAUCAGAAAGGAAGCAAAGAGAAGAAUCGCAUGGCCUGGGUGAGACUAGAACGAAGCUCACGCUCCACGUGGAGGCAGCGAAGGAUAGCAGCGGUGAAGCGGUGGGUCCGUGCCUCUCACAGAACAUUCCUGGUGUUCACGCUGAGAUUCAGGUCAGCCUGGGGGUGCCCUGCAGGUCAGCAGCAACCAGCCCUAUGACACCGCCCGAGGGGUCUGACAGUUUCUUUUUCCCUGUGGGGAAGGCUGGGCUUGGGGAGGCUAAGCCUGCCAAGAAGGACGCAGAGCUGCAGGUGGGCAUGCAAGUGGAGUCCAGGUCAGUUGCCACUGCGCCCAUGACCCCAGGUAGGAAGUCUCCCCAGGCUUCGUACCCUGAGAUUCACAUCAAGGGGGUGACGGAGGAUGACCAGCCUGAGCCAGUGCGGGAGGUCAGGUGGGACGAGAAGGGGAUGACCUGGGAAGUGUACGGGGCCUCCAUGGAGGUAGAGGUGCUGGGGAUGGCCAUCCAGAAGCAUUUGGAAAAACAGAUUGAGGAACACGGGAAACAACCUCCGCCACAGUCCCUUCCAUCGGCACAGCCGCCACCCACAAACCCAGAGCUCAACAGAGCAAGCUCAGUCAAAGGUGCGCUGAAGAAAGCUGCGGGGGUGGAGAAGAAGAGACGGCAGAGGAAUCCCUUUCGAGCGGUCCUGCAGAAUCUCCGCCGACCGCAGUGCUGCUCGCGGGCAAACACCAUUGAGUGA
Molecule: messenger RNA, 2868 nt
Organism: Acipenser ruthenus (sterlet)
Lineage: Eukaryota; Metazoa; Chordata; Actinopteri; Acipenseriformes; Acipenseridae
Product: G protein-regulated inducer of neurite outgrowth 1-like
Exons: 3
Coding region: 913-2868 (651 amino acids)
Biological process (GO): neuron projection development
Cellular component (GO): plasma membrane
Source: RefSeq, a predicted model, not a curated record